AAAACAAAACAAACCUUUUUAAUUAAAAUCGGCUUUGUUCCAAACACUAAUGAUAGCUAUGCAUCUCCUUUUGACACCUUUAUUUAACCUUCUUUUUUUAAAACAUUUUCCACAUUCAAUUUCCAAACGCAUCAUUAUCAUUCUUAUUAUAAUUGCUAUUGUUAUUAAAUAUUACACAAAUAGACCGUGUAUAGCUUAACUUGUUCGGUGUUUUUAGAUAUAAUUGUUUCCCACCAAAGUGAUUUACAAAUAAAAAUUCAAACUUUACCCAUUUGACAAAUUUAAAUCCUUGCCUUCCUCCUGUGGGCUGUGUAAACAAAAUUUUACCGCGUGGCAAAAAGAAAAAAAAAGGCUGGCUCGAGGAGGGGCCACCGGGUCAGAUUUCCACAGGAGUGCGACCCCUGAUCUGCUCACGACGAACCACGUAUGUUGAGGCUGCGCGCAGACGCUGAUCUGUAAGCAACACCUCAGCCCGUGGCCUUCGGCGGUGACCUAUCCAUGUGAUUUACAGAUCCGUGGUUUAGCCGCGGAAAGUCCUAGCCCUCCCUACUCUCUGAGCAUCCUUCCUAACAAGCAGGAAAAAAGAAGCCAAACACGCAAAAGUUGUCCUUUGACUCGCCAAAGUAGGAGUCGAAAUGGAUAAAAAGGAGAGAUUUGCGUGACCGAAGCAAACAGCUGGCUUUAACUUUUUUCCUUCGCUAAAAGAAUGAUAACAUAGUCUGCACUUCUGGUGUCUUUUUUUGUGUGUGAGAGGACGGCAAAAACGUUAACAGUGGAAAAGUUUAAGGCAGCGUCGGACUAUGGCGCGGGAGAGCGAAGAUACCGGGAUGGCGAAAGCUUCAAAAGCCAAAAGGCAACGAAAGAAAAAGCCCAAGGAGAACAAAACCAGGACUGUUCACGCAAACAUCCACUAUGACAACGCCAAAGGCGAGGAAAACCCUAACAGACACUACGCUACCAACAAAAUUAAGACGACCAAGUACACGGUGCUGUCAUUUCUACCAAAGAACCUCUUCGAGCAGUUCCACCGCUUCGCCAACGUUUACUUCGUCUUCAUCGCGUUGCUCAAUUUUGUCCCGGUUGUCAACGCAUUUCAGCCCGAACUUGCCCUGGCUCCUGUAGCUUUUAUAUUGUCUGUCACUGCCAUCAAAGACCUCUGGGAGGACUACAGAAGACACAGGUCGGAUAAAGAAAUCAAUCACAUGGACUGUCUGGUCUACAGCAGAGAGGAUAAGCGCUACGUGGAGAAGUACUGGAAAGAAGUGCAUGUUGGGGACUUUGUCCGUCUGCGAUGCAAUGAGAUUCUCCCCGCCGACGUCCUACUGCUGAGCUCCAGCGACCCAGAUCGCCUGUGCCACAUCGAGACCGCCACACUGGAUGGAGAGACCAACCUAAAGCAGAGGCAGGUCGUCCGCAGCUUCUUCGAGUUGGACUGUGACUUUGACCCACUAAAGUACAGCAGCAUAAUUGAAUGUGAAAAGCCCAACAAUGACCUGAACAGAUUUCGAGGCUACAUAAUCCACCGAAGCGGCAGAAGAGACGCACUUUACAAAGAAAACCUCCUCUUGCGAGGCUGCACCGUCCGCAACACGGAGGAAGCUGUGGGAAUAGUCAUUUAUGCAGGUCAUGAGACCAAAGCCAUGCUCAACAACAACGGCCCGCGUUACAAGCGCAGCAAGCUGGAGAGACAGAUGAAUGUGGAUGUGUUCUGGUGUGUCAUCAUCCUGCUGGUGAUGUGCCUGUUCGCUGCUCUUGGUCAUGGGCUGUGGAAAUUUCAGUAUGGAGAUAAGAGACCUGUGUUUGACGUUCUUAGUCCUGAAGGAACAGACUUAUCAGCCCUCAUGUCAGCCAUUUAUCUCUUCCUCACUAUGAUCAUCGUCUUUCAGGUGCUGAUACCCAUCUCACUUUUCGUGUCAAUUGAAAUUGUGAAGAUCUGCCAAGUUUACUUCAUCCAUCAGGACAUGGAUCUCUACGACGAGGAGACAGACUCUCAGCUGCAGUGCAGGGCACUUAAUAUUACAGAGGAUCUGGGCCAGAUGCAGUACAUCUUUUCUGACAAGACAGGCACGUUGACGGAAAACAAGAUGGUGUUCCGACGCUGCACAGUGGCCGGGGUGGAGUACUCCCAUGAUGCCAAUGCUAGAAGAAUCGCCAUGUAUCAGGAAAUUGAUUCUGAGGAGGAAGAAUGUAUGUCCCAUGGUGGCACCCUGCCCAGACGGGACAGUGUUACCAGCCAUCAAAGCGGACGUGUGGUGUUGCGCUCCCACAGCACCAAGUCCCACCGCCGGACAGGGAGCAGGGCUGAGGCUAAGCGGGCCAGCAUCCUCUCUAAGCACACAGCCUUCAGCAGCCCUAUGGAGAAAGACAUCACCCCUGACCCCCAGCUCUUAGAUAAAGUCAAUGAAUGCAGCAGUCAGUUGGACUUCAUGCGCUUUCACCGCCAGCCCAUGUCCCAGCUGCCCUCUGACCUCUGUGACAUCAUUGAUUUCUUUAUCGCUCUCACAAUCUGUAACACCGUGGUGGUGUCCUCUCCCAAUCAGCCCAGGCAUAAGGUCCGAACAAGGUUUGAACUGAAGUCUCCAGUUAAGACCAUCGAAGACUUCAUUAAACGCUUCACCCCCAGCCGCCUCACCUCAGGCUCUAACAGCAGCAGCUCUUCCAGUCUGAACCGCUCUUCCAACAAGGGAUGCUCCAGCUUGCUUUCCUCUCCCUCGGCAGAGAGCACACUGACCAAACUAAAUGAGGAGCAGCUUUCCAGCACCUUGGAGCAGGCUUUCAGCCCCCUUGCACCCUGCUAUGAUGGGAAGGCCUCUGGUAGCCCCGAGGAAGGAGAGCUGCGCUACGAGGCAGAGUCGCCCGAUGAGGCUGCAUUGGUCUAUGCUGCCAGGGCUUACAAGUGCUCCCUGGUUGGACGCCUCCCUGACCAGGUGACGGUGGAACUGCCUCAUUUGGGGAAGCUGACCUUUGAGCUGCUGCACACGCUGGGCUUUGACUCCACCAGGAAGCGCAUGUCGGUGGUGGUGAGACACCCACUCACUGAUCAAAUCACUGUUUAUACCAAAGGAGCAGACUCUGUCAUCAUGGACCUCAUCAAAGCCCCUGACGCAGGCAACUCUAAAGGAAAACGACAGAAAAAGAUUUUCUUCCGGACACAGAGCUACCUGAACCUGUACGCUGCAGAUGGCCUUCGCACACUCUGCAUUGCAAAAAAGAUUUUGAGCAAAGAGGAAUAUGCCCGCUGGCUGCAGCAUCACCUAGAGGCUGAGACCGCCAUUCAGGGAAGAGAGGAGCUGCUCUUUGAGUCAGCCUUGAGGCUGGAGACAAACCUCCACCUGUUAGGAGCGACUGGCAUUGAGGAUCGGCUGCAGGACGGCGUCCCUGAAACAAUAGCUUCACUGCGGAAAGCCGGCCUGCAGAUCUGGGUGUUGACAGGUGACAAACAGGAAACAGCAGUCAACAUUGCCUACGCCUGCAAACUGCUGGACCCUGAUGAGGAGAUGCUGACAUUGAACGCUGACUCCCAGGAGGCGUGUGCUGUGUUGCUGGAGGAAAGUUUACAUUACAUCCAGGCCAAAUUCUUCUGCAGCUCCGGAGAUCAAUCCACCAAGACCUUCCAAAGUAACUUUGCACCCUUUGAGAUGUAUCCCUCCUCAUCUCUUUCAACCACCUCCUCCCACACUUCUCACUUCUUGGUGCACCGGUUGGGCUUGGUGAUUGAUGGGCGGACCUUGGCCUAUGCCCUGGACAAGAGCUUGGAGGAUAAGUUCCUGGCAGUGGCUCGUAGCUGCCGCUCGGUGCUAUGCUGCCGAUCCACGCCUCUGCAGAAGAGCAUGGUGGUCAAACUGGUGCGGAACAAGCUAAAAGUCAUGACCCUGGCAAUAGGUGACGGAGCUAAUGAUGUCAGCAUGAUCCAGGUAGCGGACGUUGGCGUGGGGAUAUCUGGACAGGAGGGCAUGCAGGCAGUGAUGGCGAGCGACUUUGCUCUCCCGCGUUUCCGUUAUUUGCAGAAGCUCCUGCUGGUGCAUGGACACUGGUGCUACUCUCGACUGGCAAACAUGAUCCUCUACUUCUUCUACAAGAACGCUAUGUUUGUAGCAACCGUCUUCUGGUAUCAGUUCUACUGUGGGUUCUCUGGUUCUGCCAUGAUUGACCAGUGGUACCUCAUCUUCUUCAACCUGAUGUUCUCCGCCUUUCCUCAGCUUAUCACUGGCACUCUGGACAAAGACGUGUCGGAAGAGACGCUCCAGCAACUACCUCAGCUCUAUGUGAAUGGCCAGAACUCUGAGGAGUAUAAGCCGUAUAUGUUCUGGAUGAACAUGAUUGAUGCCUUUUACCAAAGUCUGGUGUGCUUCUUCAUUCCUUACUUUGCCUACACUGACUCAGACGUGGAUCUGUUUACAUGGGGAACGCCCAUCACUGCCAUAGCUUUAUUCACCAUCCUGGUGCAUUUAGGGAUUGAGACCAAAACCUGGACCUGGAUGAACUGGCUGUCAAUAGCCUUCAGUGUAGCCUUAUUCUUCAUUGUUGCUCUGUGUUACAAUGCCUCCUGUCCCACCUGCUACUCCCCCUCAAACCCCUACUGGACCAUGCAGAGGCUGCUGCAGGACCCUCUCUUCUACCUGCUGUGCACCAUCACACCUGUGGCUGCGCUGCUGCCUCGAUACUUCUACAGGUCGUGUCAAGGCACACUGUUUCCAAGCCCAGUGCAAGUUGGAAGGCAGUUAGAUAAGCUCCCUUCCGACACCCGCAAGAACAUCCUCAGUCUGAGCAGGGUCAAGAUGGGGUCAUCGCUGAGUCCUGAGUCCCCCUUCCUAUCACUCAACAAGCCCAAAGGAUCACAGAACAAACAAAGUUCUUUGUUACAAACUAAUAAAGACAGGGGUCAAAACAGCUCAUCAGUGCCUUCAUACAGUGAGAAACACCCCUCAGAUAUCUACCCAUUAGCUCCAUCAGAGCAAGACAUUUCUUCAUACACCAGAAACAGCUCUCGGCUCUACUGCGAGCCAAAACCACACUCCACCAAAGACUCACACUGUCUAAAUGAGACUUUACAGCUAUCAGAUCUGAGUCUGUCCAGCUGGAUAGCUUCCACACCUCUGGUCACACAGACAGGCAGCAUCCACCUGAACCUGCCCCCUGACGGAGCCUCACAGUGUGUUAAAUACACAAGGAGCUCAGAGGAAGGACUCUGCUCCGACCAUGUUGUCCAGCCAGCACACAGGACUGUGCAUGUGACUGAACAGGCUCUGUACACUGCUUUAUGAUGUCUUACAGUACAACCCCUGGCAGAAACCAUGGAGUCUUUGAUGAAGUAUAGUCAGUUGUUUUACUUUGGUGGAUGAAUAUUUAACAGCUGGAAGGGUCUAUAAAAUAUACUUUAAAAACGUGAAAAUUUUGUAUUUAAUAGCAAUUUUUUACGGAUCAAGUAGAGGAUAAACUGAUAUUUUCAUUUAAAUAAAAUAGUGCUAUUUAUCAAUCAGGUUCCAACAUUGUUGUGGAGAAAUAGACUGAUCAGCUUUAUAGACCUUUUUUAAUUUUUAGCCAUAAAUCUACAAGUUUGACUGAGAUCAGAAUUUCGGUCAUUUUCCCAUCUCCGAUAUUGUUUUAAUAUUUGUUUCUAAAGCAAUGGCCUCUCGAUAUGGAUUUUAAUCUGUUCAAAUUCCUCCUAAAGAACUAUCAUCAGAAAUUUAUUGAAAACAUGUUUUUUACCCUCCAUGCUGUGAGCAGUCAUUAAUUAUUCCUUAUUAAUAUUUUUAGAAAAAGGAAAAAAAACACCACAAAACAGGAUUUUAAUAUUUUAAAACGAAGACAGAAUCAUUACUUAGUUGCUGUUUUAAACUGUCUUUAGCGUCUUAAAUUAGCAUGUAGCAUGGCUACAGCUACUAAAACAUCUGUCUCCUUGUGUAUUUGAGUCUAGAUUCUCACCUUUAUUUAAUUUCCAAAAAGCUGCCAACAUUUCCAAUUCCUGCGAGUUCCACAUCAGACAGGCUGAACGUUUGAAAGGACAAAAACAGAGCAACUUUGCUGGAAUGUAUUCAGCCUUCCUGUUAUCUGUGCUCUCUCACAGCCUGAACUGCUGACAAUGAAGCUGUUUUGUAUUUCUCUGGCUUCAUUUCUGAAUAUCACCGUAAUGGUCAACUUCUUUACUCAGUAACCACUUCCACAGCAAGGAGUGCUGUCAGCGCAGCCUGUUCACACUUAGUUUUUCCUCUGCUUAAUCUUAAAAAAAGAUGUUGUAUUAAUUACAACCGUUUCCAUAAUUUUUUGAGACAUGUUUUAUGAAACUGUUAAAUAAUAGUUUAUUUUUUUAUGUGUGAUUUGUUUUUAUUUUGUUCCAUAAAACAACUGACUGAACAUACUCAGAGUAGACCAUCCAUAUUCUUUGCCUGGGGUUGUUGUAUGUUACUCAUUCUCUAUUUGCACAAUAGUUUUUUAAUCAGUUUUGUUGUAUUCAUUUUUUAUUUCUUUAAAACAUAUGGAAAAAGGUACUUUAGUUUUUCUAUGUACAGCUAAAGUCAUUUUGUUUCAGAGAUUUGGGAGAAGGAAAGCCUGGAAAGUUUAGUUUUAGUCCUGGAAAGUUUUUCAUUUCUCAUAGAAAUUCAUCUCAUUAUUGAUCAGGUUCCAUCGUACAUGGACAGAAUGAAGACAUUUCACUGCUGACUUGUUAGGGAGUUUGUUUCCUCUCUGAACCAAAACUGUCAGCUCAGCCUGAAAGGGCAUGAAAACCUGGAACAGACACCACAGUGGCCUUGAAUCCUUGCUGGAAUUGCUUCCAAGGAAAGAAGUUUUAAAUACUCUCUGCCUGAUUUUAGCCUGUUUAUAUUGACACACAGCAGAUAGUGGCCUUGGCCUAGUGGGAUCAGUGGACUGGUUAUUGUCGUUGUUGGAUCACAUUCAUUUCACCCUAAUUGAAACCAAAGCAUCUUUAUAGAUAGUAUGUUGUACAAUAAAUUGCAAUGAAUUUUCUGUGCUCAGUCAAGAUAUAAUUUAGCAUUAUGGCCAUUCAUAACAGAUGUUUCAUUUCAAUCUGUGUCCACAGACCCUACCAGGUAUUUUGCUCUGUGUGAGUGAGUGUAUAUUGGUUGGAGCAGAGACGUUCUAGUUUCAAGGUUGUUUGAUGGGCGAGAUCUUGGUUUGCCGUAAACAUCAGGACAAUAGGGAAAGUGAAAAAGCCUUAAAGUAUUUCCAUCUUUUAUUGCAAGAGAACAAUUUUGAAAAAUCAAACCUUUGACGAUAUUUAGUGGAUAAACAGUUCAGCCCAUUUUCAGUGUGCUGGUAGACUCCACCAGAUUUUAUUCACCGGAGCAUAUUCAUCCUAUGCUCAAUCUGAGUCUAAACUGACCCAAGCACACAGUUCCAAUUAAUAUUCCAGCAGAGUUUAGCAAACACCAUCGUUUACUUUGGUUGUGGUAGAACUCACAACAGCUAGGUGGUAUGUAGAAAGUUAGAAUGGUUCUUAUGGAGACUUGAUGACCCCAAGAUGCCACUCUUUGCUUCAGUUUUCUAGCAGUGACCUUUGCCAUUUACUCACCUCCCUUACCAUCCUCCCCAGUGUGUGUGAUGGCAAGAUAAAUAUGGCUUCUCUUCCAGCUUGUGGCUAAAAGAAAUCGUCCUCUACGUCAUGUUCUGUUUACAGAGAACAGGAAGUCGUGAAAUACUAGUUAGAAGUUGUGAGAUACUCUAAUCAACCUAAGAAAUUAUAGCAUAUAUAAGAAAGCUCUUCAGUUGUAUUUAUUUAAAAGGGAUUCUUAGGAUUAUGAACAGUUGAGCUACUUGUGAUUUUGUUACAAUUAGUUCCUAACAUGGAUUUUUUUCCCAUUUAACUUUUUCAGUAUUAGAUUAUGCUCCUGCAAUGAAAGAUGGAUUUAUUUUAGUCAUCUGCAUCCUACUGAUCUUUAGCAGAAAUGCCACUAAAAGUGUUUUUUCCAACUGCAGGACAGUUGUGCAUUUUAACACAAUCGUUGUGCCGUAUAGUGAAAAAAAAGAUUUCCUGCUUGAGCAUCUGUUGUACUCCCAUCCAUCAUGGCUAACCACAGGACACCAGUAUGAAAGGAAGGUGGAUGAGACCUCCUUUAAAGAGGACUGUUUGAAAUGGCAUGUGUGUUUCUGCUUACUCACUGAAUUUCGUCUUAGGACACCUGGCUACUUUCAAUUAAAAGUAAAGAUAAAAAGGGGGGAAUUUAGUGACCUUCUUGUCAAAAGGUCAAGAAUUAUGCAAAUCCCACAACUGUCUGGUUUAGACUAGAGUUUGGAUUUGAACGCCUAUUUUUUUGUCUUAUUUUUUGUUUCUUUUGCCAAAAAACAAAUAUAUAUAUAUACUUUUACCUUCUUGAAAGCUCCGUUUCAUGGAUAAAAACACAGGAGUUUGCCAAUGAAUAGGCAAAGUUUCUAGAAGGUAACUGCUCCAAGCCAGUGACUUGAGUAUUUGAAUCAUUUAGAGAAACAGGACAUUGCCAGAUAACAAGUGAGAUGUUGUCACUCCUACAAGAAGCCAAGUUAGUUAACUUAAUUUGUUUUACUCUUACUGCACAAAUGUGGAGCUUUAAGUCCACUUAUUAAGCUCAUAUAAGACGUUUGCUGUGAUAAAGACUGAAGAGAGGUUAAGGGCUAACCUUGCUACCAGCUAGCUCGGAGAAGUGCUAAUAAAAGCCAUGCAGCAGUGUCUCUUAAAGCUAAUUCAUGUACAUUUUUCAUCUUGACCAUUUUGGGUCUUGAAGCAGCAAAUACCAUAAAUAUGCUAAAGUGUGUUAAGCAUACGCCUUUACAAUUUUAGCAAGCUUUAGAAGAGCUAGGAUGCAGUUUGUUUUUGGAGCUCUAAACAUAGGUUUGCAUCCAGUCUUUAGUGCUAAGUUAACUGCUGUCUGGCAAUAAACUGGUACUCAAAAUACAAAAAAUAUUAAGUUCAAGCAAACAACCAGUUUCCUUUUGCAAAGUAAAGAUUUUCAUGGGUUGGUGUUGUCUUCAAAAGCAGAUUGUAAUCACAAAUGCAGCGCUAGAGGACAGUUGUUAUGCAGCUGUAGUUACUUUAGUUCUGUCCAAAGAUAAAGGGGCCUUAAAACCCACGUUAAUGCAAACUAGUAAAACCUCCAAUGAGUUUCUGCACUUGGCCCAAAGGUAGUUGGUGUUUACCAGCUGUAAAAUCACAAAUUAUGUUUUGUUUUUUAACAAUUGGGAUAUUGUAAUUGGUGAGAUUUUGAGCCUCUAGGAGGCCGCUUUUCCUUACAGUCUAAGCUUAGCUAAAUGUACCUUUGUGGAUCUCAAGUUGUAAACAAGCAAGUGAGCAGAUAUAAAACUAUUCAAACUAUGUACAGCACAUUGAGUUGAUUUUUUUGCUUUGAUGUUUCGCUUGAAGGUCCUUUUGAGAGCUUCUAUCACAUGCUGAUUUUUAGUCAGUCAAGUGUCUUUCUGCCAGUGCUGAAUGGUCUUUCCAAAUGAGAUUCUUUUUACAUUUAUGUUUGCACUUUAAAGCAUUUUGUUAGACCUGUCAUUGAAAAUGUCUGUUGUUGCACAUGUUUAUUGUUAAAAUGCAAUGUGCAAAAACAAUGUUUUAUUCAGUUUCUUUCAACCAAUAGUACCUUUUUGUUGUGCGUAAAAACCAUGUAUGGAAAACUGGCUAAAUGCAGCGAUUCUAUUGAGAAGCAUUACCUUUAACUGCGUUCAAUGUAAUGCAGUGUGUUUUUUGUAAAAAGCAAACCAAAUGCCAAAGAUAAUUUAUGUCUGGCUUGUUUUUCUAACAGCAGUAUGUGCCUUGACACUGGAUAAGAAAUUGCUGAAUCUGUUUAAGUAUGAUUGAGCAUUUUUGUGUUUGUACAGAUAUUUAUGAGGCUGUGUGAUGUCUUCGCUCCUGACGUUUUUCCCCUUUUUCAUUGCUUUUUCACACAGGUUCUUUUUCAGGCAUGGUGUUUAUAUUUAGACUCCUCAGUCCGUUCAUCUGUUUCGUCAGUUCUGUUCGUCCUGUACCCUCCGCAGCACACUGCUAGUGCCAGAAGGAAGCUCAUUCGUGUUCUGCUGCAUUCUGUCAGUCGGAUUUCCCCUUGUUACAACACUGAGCUUUUGCACAGCAAAAUUCCAAGUAUAUAUGGUAGUUGAGCUUUUUUGGGAUGCUCCUUAUAAUUUUCUUUACACUGUCAGACAUAAAAGACUAAAACAUUGCUUUUUGUCCUUGGUCUAAAUAUCUGUUGCAACCAAGUUCUUAGUGUAAAUGAAACGUUGGCAGGAAAUGCUGAAUUGCUUCUGCACAAUAAAGAAUGUGGAAAACCGCAUUAGAUUCUGUUCCAAAGUACAAUGUUCAGCAUCAAGUUCCCGUUAUUUUAAGUUGUUUCAGAUGUUCUGUACAUGGGUGCCUGUAUCAAAAUAAAACUGCAAGAAUAAAGUAAAAUUUUAACAAA
Molecule: messenger RNA, 10388 nt
Organism: Girardinichthys multiradiatus
Lineage: Eukaryota; Metazoa; Chordata; Actinopteri; Cyprinodontiformes; Goodeidae
Gene: atp10a
Product: ATPase phospholipid transporting 10A
Exons: 21
Coding region: 801-5264 (1487 amino acids)
Biological process (GO): phospholipid translocation
Cellular component (GO): plasma membrane
Molecular function (GO): magnesium ion binding; ATP binding; ATPase-coupled intramembrane lipid carrier activity
Source: RefSeq, a predicted model, not a curated record